Molecule: messenger RNA, 947 nt
Organism: Durio zibethinus
Lineage: Eukaryota; Viridiplantae; Streptophyta; Magnoliopsida; Malvales; Malvaceae
Product: phosphoglycerate mutase-like protein 1
Cellular component (GO): cytoplasm
Molecular function (GO): phosphatase activity
Source: RefSeq, a predicted model, not a curated record
UUUGUCUGUGUUUCUCUGUUUUUUACAUUACAGAAAUGGAAACAACUGCAGCAGCUCCAGCUCCAUACCUGCAUGGCAGUCAAAAACUUCUUCAUCUGGUAAGGCAUGCACAAGGGCUUCACAAUUUAGAGGCAGAGAAGAGGCCAACAUCAAUUGACUUGGUUGAUCCUGAGCUCUCCUCUCAGGGCUGGCAGCAGGUUCGUGAUCAGCGGAAAAAUCUCUCUGCAAGCGGGCUGCUGGAGAGGAUUGAGGUAGUCAUCACGUCCCCUUUGUUAAGGACAUUGCAGACGUCAGUUGGAAUUUUUGGUGGUGAUCCAGAUCGUCCGGAUCAUGUAACUCCAUUACAGGAGGCAAAUAUAGAGAAUGACGGUCAGCGUGGGAUAUCAACUUUCAAUCGCCUACCAAUUAUAGCAUCUGAACUUUGUCGAGAACGCAAGAGUAAAAAUCGACAGAGAGGAACCCUCAGCCAGUGCCGGUCUCGUUUCCCUGCAGUUGAUUUUUCUUUGAUUGAAAGUGAAGAUGACGUUUUGUGGGAGUCUGACGAACGCGAAACCAAUGAAGCAGUUGCAGCUAGGGGAAUUAAGUUUAUCAAAUGGUUGUUGGGACGGAAAGAAAAGGAGAUAGCAGUGGUCAGCCAUGGAGUUUUUUUACAGCAGACAAUGAUUGCACUUAGAAAUAAGUGUUACCCCUUAGUGGAUGGUGAUUUUAAUUACAGCCGGUUCGGAAAUUGUGAAAUUCGUUCAGUGAUCAUUUUUAAUGAAAGCGUAAUGGGAUUGGGAUCAGAUUCCUUGACAACUAGCUAUCAGGCCCAUGGUGGAAGAAUCACUCGUUAUGGACUUCAACUCCAAAAUGAUUCUGCCGAGGAUAAUGUUCCAGUCGAUGAAGCGACCAACUAAUAGCUAAAUCCCUGCCAUUGGAUCCAACAUACUAGGUGUUUUCCCAAGAAC